This is a messenger RNA of Protopterus annectens (West African lungfish), 6749 nucleotides long. It is a transcript of the gene SV2A, whose product is annotated as synaptic vesicle glycoprotein 2A. NCBI's taxonomy places the organism in Eukaryota, Metazoa, Chordata, Ceratodontiformes, Protopteridae. The transcript is spliced from 14 exons. Gene Ontology annotation, cellular component: membrane. The coding region runs from base 588 to 2774 and encodes 728 amino acids. The record is from RefSeq and is a predicted model, not a curated record. Gene Ontology annotation, molecular function: transmembrane transporter activity. Gene Ontology annotation, biological process: chemical synaptic transmission; transmembrane transport.
CCUAUCCUCUGCAUCCCUCACAGAUCUGUGGUAGAGGCAUCCUAAAAAAAGCAGCACUACAAGCUUCUUUACAUAGCAACAAUCUCCACACCGGGAGGAAAAUAACAUCUGCCACUGGGGAAUCUGAUGUGAUGUCAGAGACUACAGAGCAACUGACCCAGCAGUGUGAAAAGCACAAGUCAAACAACUUUCAGGACAUCAAGCAAACGUCUUGAAGAUUCAAUAAAUGCCUAAUCAUUUUUGUGGUUAUGUCAGCAAAUUUGGAACUAGAAUUAUAAAUCAUAUUGUGCUAUAAAAUCAUUUUGAAAUCAGCAGUUUUUGUCAGCUAUUUUAAGUAGUUUGUCACCUGCAACGAAGAACUGUAUAGUUCAGCAGAAGGUACUGAAAACAGCUUGUUUGUAUUUUACGACCAUCCAAAUAAGCUCACUUUCUGCAGUAACUGCAGGGAGCUGUUCAACUCCUCAGGAUCUGAAUAUAUUUACAGCACUAGCAGAGUAAGAAGUUAAUGUCUACAUUUUAGUUCUCAAAAUCUGAAGAUUGCAGCUUUGUGAAGAAAAAAACACAUCCACAUCACAAAGGAAAACAAAAUGGAUGAAGCUUUCAGAGACAGGACUGCCUUCAUUCGUGGAGCUAAAGAUAUUGCAAAAGAAGUUAAGAGGCAGGCAGCCAAAAAAGUGGGAAAAGGGGUGGACAAAGUUCAGGAUGAAUAUACAAGACGUUCAUACACCCGUUUUGAGGAGGAUGAUGAUGAUGACUACCCACCCCAGGAUGGUUACUACCGUGGUGACCAGCCAAAUGAUGAGGAAGGUGGUUCCAGUGAUGCUACUGAGGGACAUGAUGAAGAUGAUGAGAUCUAUGAAGGGGAGUAUCAGGGCAUUCCCCAUGCUGAUUCCAUGAAAAGCAACCACAUGACUGAUGUGCAGCCAAUGGCCAGUGAGUUUAGGGAUUUUGAUGACUUUGAAGGUGAAAGGAAAAGGGAAAGAGAGGAACUGGCACAACAGUAUGAGUUAAUUCUGCAGGAAUGUGGCCAUGGCAAGUUCCAGUGGACACUUUACUUUGUUCUAGGUCUAGCACUUAUGGCAGAUGGUGUAGAGAUAUUUGUUGUUGGAUUUGUCCUCCCAAGUGCUGAGAAAGAUAUGUGCCUGUCAGACUCCAACAAAGGCAUGCUAGGUCUGAUUGUGUAUUUGGGAAUGAUGGUAGGUGCUUUCCUGUGGGGUGGAUUGGCAGAUCGGAUUGGACGAAGGCAGUGCCUCCUCAUUGGUCUCUCUGUCAACAGUUUCUUUGCAUUCUUUUCUUCAUUUGUGCAAGGCUAUGGAACCUUCCUUUUCUGUCGCCUCAUCUCUGGUGUUGGCAUUGGAGGUUCGAUUCCCAUUGUGUUUUCUUAUUUUUCUGAGUUCCUGGCACAAGAGAAGAGGGGAGAGCACUUGAGCUGGUUGUCUAUGUUCUGGAUGAUUGGAGGAAUCUAUGCCUCUGCUAUGGCGUGGGCCAUUAUCCCUCACUACGGUUGGAGCUUCCAGAUGGGAUCUGCAUACCAGUUUCACAGCUGGCGGGUAUUUGUGUUGGUCUGUGCCUUUCCUUCAGUUGCUGCUAUAAUAGCUCUUACUGGCAUGCCAGAGAGUCCUCGGUUCUACCUAGAGAAUGGAAAACAUGAUGAGGCUUGGAUGGUCCUGAAGCGAGUCCAUGACACUAACAUGAAGGCCAAAGGGCACCCAGAGAGGGUAUUUUCAGUUACCCACAUUAAGACAGUGAAACAAGAAGAUGAGCUAAUCGAGAUCCAGUCUGAUACCAGUAACUGGCACCGACGCUGGGGGGUCCGCAUGCUGACACUUUCCCAGCAGGUGUGGACCAACUUCCAGAAGUGUUUUGCUCCAGAGAUGCGUCGUGUCACCUUCAUGAUGAUGGCUGUCUGGUUUACUAUGUCAUUCAGUUAUUAUGGCCUGACUGUUUGGUUUCCAGACAUGAUCAAAUACCUGCAAAACAAAGACUAUGCUUCUCGCACCAAAGUAUUCACCGGAGAAAAAGUCGAGCACUUUACCUUCAACUUCACUCUGGAGAACCAGAUUCACAAGAACGGACGCUACUUCAAUGACAAGUUCAUUAGCAUGAAGUUGAAGUCUGUGAUAUUUGAAGAUUCGCUGUUUGAGGAGUGUUAUUUUGAGGACAUCACAUCUAGCAACACCUUCUUCAAGAACUGCACCUUUCUCUCAACUCUUUUCUACAACACAGAUAUGUUUGAAUACAAGUUCAUCAACAGCAGAAUCGUCAACAGUACUUUCUUGCACAACAAGGAGGGAUGUCAGCUGGAUUUCACCGAUGAGAACAAUGCCUACAUGAUCUACUUUGUCAGCUUCCUGGGCACUCUUGCUGUGCUGCCUGGUAACAUUGUCUCAGCCUUGCUGAUGGAUAAGAUUGGACGUCUCCGCAUGUUAGCUGGCUCCAGCAUUAUGUCCUGUAUCAGUUGCUUCUUCUUGUCAUUUGGGAACAGUGAAUCGGCCAUGAUUGCUUUGCUGUGCUUAUUUGGUGGCGUCAGCAUUGCAUCAUGGAAUGCAUUAGAUGUGCUAACAGUGGAACUGUAUCCUUCUGACAAAAGGACAACAGCUUUUGGAUUCCUGAAUGCGCUAUGUAAACUCGCUGCAGUGUUGGGCAUUAGCAUAUUUACUUCCCUGGUGGGCGUGACAAAAGCAGUGCCCAUCCUUUUGGCAUCCAGUGCCCUGGCAGUAGGAAGCUCUUUGGCACUCAAACUCCCAGAGACACGGGGACAGGUCCUCCAAUGAAAUCAACAAGCAGAAGACCAAUAGUAGAGUGUAGACACUGUGAAAUGUCUUUCUGGUGGGGUGGGAGUGGGGCCAGGGUGUCUUAUUUUUGUUUUUGUCUAUGUAAGUGUGAAUCUUAUUUAAACAUUAUGAAAGGAGUAAAGCACUACACAGUCUGCUUUUACCGGUCAUGGCUGGUGAGAGAUCUUAGAUGAAAGGUUCUAAUGGUGGCUACACUGAGAUCAGAGGCAGUAAGCAACAUGAAAGAGUGGAGGUUAUCUAAAUGGACAACAACCCCGUUAAGUUAUGAAAAACAACAGUCUGCAUGUAGAUUGCUACUUUAUUACUUUGGUGAUUAAAAUUCGGUCACUUACUAAUUAAGGGGCCUGUAAAUUAGGCACCAUAUAAAAGUCCAUAAAAUAGUAUAAAAAUGACCACAAGAAAAACAUGAAGAUUCAGAAUAAACAUACACUAUGAAGCAGUAGAUGCAAACUGACAAAACAUUAAAAGGCAGACUAAAAUAUUCACAGAAGUAUUUGCAAACAUUGCAAAAAACAUGUUAUGUCUUAAGUGGCCACAUAAAGCUUUUCAAGGAAUGGCAAUCCUAAACCAGCUGUGGUGGUAGUAACUGCUAAAGUUGGGGGCUAUAGAAAGUGUAUGUCUAGAAAUUGCUUAGCACAUCCUGGGAACUAUCAGUCCCAGGGAAAACAAGUGGACAGUUCAGGCAGAUGGUAUGGUUCCAGCAUCUCUACAGAUAGGUGGAUUUCGGACCAUGUAUGGCAGAAAAAAACAUUAUGGAACUUUGAACAAUACAUGUGAUCGUAUCACCAGCCACUGCAUGUCCGAUAACAGAGAAGUAAUAGGACAGAAAUGAACUGCUCCAUUUACAAAUUCUGCAUCAGUUGCAGUCAGUCAGGUUCAUAAACAAGAAUACCAUGUUAGAGGGUAUUACAGCAAUCCAGCCAAGAUGAAAACAACAUGCACUGCUGUCUAAAGGUCCUGUGACUGAAGAAGGCACUUGGACCAGGUGAUAUUUCUUAGCUGUUAAGAUGACCUGACCACAGUUGCUAGCUGGGGUCCAAUGAUAUCAGCAAGUUGAAGAACCAAACUUGAGAUCUCAGACACUCAGUAUAAACUUUAAACUACCCCAUAAAUAAUUAGAGGGGUAAUGUUCCAAGCACACAUAUGAAUAAGACAGCUGAAAACUAGUGGACCAAUUCAAUCGACCUUCAUUCACCUCUAUGCUGUUGUCCUCCCUUUCCUUUGCAUCUGCUGCAUGAUGCACCUCACAAAGAAGGGCGUAGAUGCAACAAAGUUAAGAAAGCCUUUGUCAAAACGAUAUUCAUGAGCUAAGGAUUCAGUUGAGUUAACUGUCAAGGCUGAUGUCUGAUGCUGCAGAUACACAGUAGGUUAAUUACACAUUCAGCUAGCUGACACAUUCGCUGAAGUUAUGUAAAAGGUACUUUUUGUGCAUUUGCUUCAUGUCAUCGCUAGCACCUAAACAGAGCAUUACUUUUGUCUCUGAGAUCUUGUUGCUGUGCAGUAAAGGAACAUUUUUAGACCUGACAUCCCUCCUACAUAUAAAUUCAAGAAAAGAAAAAUAUACAGACACAUAUAAUUGACAGUUUAGUACAAACGGAUAAGGCAAUGAAUUGCUAAUGAGUUUCAUCCUGUAUGCCUGCCUCUGAUUGCCGUUUCCUUAUGUUGUGGUUGCGAGCAGGGCAUUUGGGCAUUUAAUCAGACAGUACUUGUGGGUCACCCAUGAAAACAGACAGUUGUUCUUAAUGGGUUUAGCUUAUUAACUAACAAAUAAAAUGAAAUUAACACAUUCCUUUAGCUACACAAAAGCACAAUAGUACACAUACCUAAAAACUUCUUGAAACAUUCCUUCAAUUUAAAGCACAACAUACACACAAUUAUGAAUCUCAAAACUGUUAUAAACAUUUGCAGGCCAUAAGCACAAUACCAUACACUUCUAAAAUAUUCCUGAAACAUUCCUUUACAGUAAUUUAAUAUCUGUAAUAAUCUGUUUUAGAGGACUUAAGUGAGGCAGUCAGAGUCUACUGUUAAACCACCUCAUCUUCUGUCAAAUGUGGACAUUAUCAUAUAAUCUAAGUGAGUAUAUGCACAGGUGUGGUUUCAGUCCAGCUUCAUGCAUUGUGCAGAAUUUGAAUCCUACAUGCAGACUCAGACAUAAGCCUUUAUUUAUAAGGGUACUUAAAGAUUAGUUAACACUAAGAGUAUCACACUCAGAUAUGGUGCUUGUCCUAGCUUCGUGGUUGUAAACACUGUUUGAUCCACUACAGACUAUUUCAAGCUUAUUUUGCUCACUUAUAGGCUGACAUCUAUUGAAGCUCUAAACUAGUGAACUCUGGGAAUUUGACACUAUAUGAGUAGCAGUAGCAAAGUUAUUAGUUUCCAUAAAUAUUAACUGUUUGUAUACUGUAAUCUUUAGUUAUGUUAAUUCUGCAACCAUUCAGAGAGAGUACAGCAAACCCCUCUGGCUUAUUACAAAAAACAUAAUGUAUAGUAAAUGCUACUGUAGCUUCUAGUAUUGCCAACUGCUGUGAUUUCUUAUUUAUCUGUAUUUAUUUACCAGGGUAUUACACUGAUCAAUAAUGACUCAUUCCAGGCUCAGCCCAGGGGAAAUACAAAACAUUUCACAAUUACAACUUACAGCUGUAAUUACUUACUGAUUACAGCUGGUAGACAGCCUGUAAGAAAGCAAGAUUACUGUGGAUCAGUCUUACAAUAAAAUGUAAACAAAAAUGAUGUUUAAGCACACUGUAGCAGAUCUACAAUGGAACACGGACACUCUCCAAAAAGACUCUAUACAUAGAAAGUGCAUGCAUGGCCUCUGAUCUUUCAGUAAAACUUACACAUGGUUGGGUAUGUGGUUAUAAUGGGAUAAUACAUUUGUCCAGUGAGUGUUUGGCAAAGUUCAUAGCCUCACAUAGAAAAACAUUAUUCCCAUGUGUAGCCAUACUCUGAGCUUUACUUUCUGACUUAUAAAAUGGACUUUUGCUGUUAAAAUAAACUGUAGUUAUAAGGGUGGGUCACAAGUAUUAUAAAAUAAUUAAAGAUCUAUUAACAUGUUUUGGCUAAUGAUUUCCCUUGCCCAUUUUACAAGUAUAUGUUGUUUAUGUGCUGUUGAUGAGGUUGUCUUUAUUUACUUAAUUUAUAACAAUGUUUUAAAAAAGCACAAUACUUCAUAUAGAUACUGGUAAUGAUUAGCAUACUGUUGCAACUCCGCCAUGCCGUAGUGUAUUAAAUACUUACACAUUUUUGCCUGUCUUCAUGGCAAAACUGAAGAACACAGUGGAAGAUGUCAUACAGGAAUAUUCAGCUUAAGCCAUUCUGUUCUGCAGAUUUUACUGCCAUAGUCAAAAAAGGGACUGGGUACAGAUGGUGAGAUGAUGUAUGAUUUAAAAACAAUCUUUUUCCUUUUAUGUUUCAAGAAAAUGAUUUCUAUAUUUCUAUAUUUUAUUUAAGGUAUGUCAUUUUUUGAAAAGUAUUUUUGCUUAUCAUGCUUCCACGGCAGUAGAGUUGGACCAUAUGUAUUGUACAUUCCAUAGGCUGCAGUGUAUUUAUUUACCGAACCAUGGCAUUAUGGGUAAAGUGGGAGGUGGUGGUGGGGGGUAAUGUCACCUUUUAGGUAUGACUAAAAACUCUACACUUUGUUGUACAUUUUCAGAAUUGCAAUGUAAAUACAAUAAUUAAAUUGUAAGAAUGAUAUACUGUUUGUGAAUGUUGUAGCAGUUAGGAAAGUGGUGUUUUGAGGCAGGCAUAACCUAGAAUUCGCUCUUAUAUUGCCUUUUUAACAGACUACACCUCAGUUCUAGCAUGGAGUUAUUGCUGAAUCAGGUAGUCUGAAUUUAAAUAGUUCCAAAUGGUUUAAGAAAUGCAACAAAACGUGUACCAUGUAACACUCAUGCAACAAGAAGUUUUCACAAUGCUUUAACAUUGAGAGGAAUAAAAAUGGCCUGGUCAGUUUAA